GGCUGCGUACUGUUUUACGGGAUGACUUCGUCAGUGAAAAUGAAUGAUUGUUUAAUAUUCAAGUGAAUUACAAUCAUUUUGAAUAAUUUAUUUAUCAUGGAAUUGGGUUUACCCAAUACGUUAUUGGCAGGUGAUCCACGAUUAGUAGAUCACAUUGUGGGAGAAGUUAAAUCUCAAGGAAUUUUUGAUCAAUUUCGUAAAGAAUGUAUCGCUGAUGUUGAUACGAAGCCAGCAUAUCAAAAUUUACGUACAAGAGUUGAAGGAUCUGUAAAUUCUUUUCUGAGUAAACAAUCAUGGAAACCAGAUUUAAACAAAAACCAAUUGAGAGAAACAUUACGAAAACACAUACACGAAGCUCCAUAUUUAGAUGCUGGUGUAGAACGCAUAGUAGAUCAAGUAGUAAAUCCAAAAGUAUAUUCUGUUUUUAUGACUCAAAUUGAAGAUGUAGUAUACAAGUUUCUAGGCAUAGAAAGACCUAAGGCAAAAGAAAAAAAUGGUGCAUGUGGCCUUAAAGAUUUGUUACCCAAAGAUUUAGAUCCUGUUUCGCCAGAAUCUGAUAAAAAUAGUUUAAAAGAUGUAUCUUUGGAAUCUGUGGAUGCAAUGGAAGAUUUAGAAAUAAAGAAAGACAUAAAAUUAGUUAAUGAACAAAAAUUCCAAGAGGAAGAAAUUUUCAAUGAAAAAGAUAAAGAUAAUAUAUCUGAAAAUGGACAAAUUUCUUCUGAAGAGAAAGCAUUAGAUGAAAGUGAUAAAAUUUUUAAUAAGACUGGUAGUAUUUUAAAUUUAAAUAUAUCUGGAAAAUCAGAUGAUAAAACAGAAGAAGAUGAAGAAGAUAGUCCUACUUUUGAACCAAUUGAUAUUAUGAAUUUAAAUGAAUCUAACAACUCUAAUGAUUCACAUUUAUCAGGUAUAUCAGAAUUAACUAGCCAUAGAUCUAGAAGUCCUGAUUUUUGUAAUGAAUUAUCAAGAGAUAAUUUCGAUUAUAGUAACCAAGAUUCACAGCUAAGUAAAGUUUCUUCUGAUUCUCGGUUAUCAAUUGUAACUGACUUUGGAUCUUCUAAUCAUGCAUCAACACCAAUACACGAUGUAUUGAAAGAUGAUUUCAAUAAAGAUAAAUGUGAUGUUAAAAAUAAUAAAGACAAUUUUAAAAUUGUCAAAGAAUAUGAAACUAGUAAAAAUAAAAGUAAUAAAAAUAUUUUUGAAUUAAAUAAAACUAAAGAUAUACAAGAUGUUAAAGAUUCUAAAAAUAUUAAAAACAAUUUAUCAUCUAAAGAAAAUUCUCGUGAUGCUACAGACAGUAGUAUAAAAGAUAAAUAUGAACAUAAAAAUAAUAAAGAAAAAAGCAAGGACACUGAAUCCAAAUCAAAAUCAAAAGAUAAAAAUUAUGUGAAAGAUGGAAAACAUCAUAGAGAUAGAAAUAGUGAUAAAAAGAAAGAAAGAAGUCAUAGUAGUUCAAAGUAUGAUAAAUAUGAUAAAAAUAAAAUUAAAGAUAAAAAUGAUCAACCAAGAGACAGUAUAGAAAAAAUAAAAGAUGCAGAAAAAGAUAUCAAUACUAAAGUAAAGGAAGAUAAGAUAAGAGAAACAGACAAGAAAGAUAAUAUCAGUAAAGAAGGGAAAGAUCUAAAAGAUCUAUACAAAGAAAAAAUUAGAGAACUUAGAGAAAAGAAAGAAUUAACAGAAAAGGAAAAAUUGAAUAAAGACAAUAAAGAAUUAAAAUCAAACAAAGAAAAUAAAGAUAAAAAGGAUUCUCCAAAAGACAAGAAACUUUAUAAAAAGGAACAUAAAAGUUCAUCUAGAAAUUCCUCAUCAAGUUCUCAUGACAUCAAAACUGUUAAAGCAUUUGACAAAAUUAUUGAUGGAAAAGAAAAAAAAAGUGAACCAAAAGACAAAGAUAAGAAUAAACGAGAUGAAAGACGUAUUUCUAAAGAUUAUAUAAAGUCUAAAAACCAUCUCAGUAUAAAAUCAGAAGCAACAGAAAAAUUAGAAAAACAAGAUAUAAAGAAAUUUAUAAAAAAUGAAAAGGAAGAAAAAAUAGAAAAAUCUGAAAUACGAAAAGAUAUUAAAUCAAGUAGUGAGAAAUUAAACGGCAAAAAAGACGCCAAAAACUACCCGCAAAGUAAAAGCGCAACUCGAAACGAGAAAUUAGAUAGUAAAAGAGAUAGUAAAAAUGAUUUACAACAUAAAGACAAAAGGCGAAGAGAAGAAAAAAAGUCCAAGCCAAAAGAUGAUCAUUCUAGUUUAAGAAGGAAUUCUAAUGAUCGACGCUCUACAGACAGAGAUGGUUCAAAUGGAUCAAGCAGUAAAAGCUCACAAUCUAGUAGUUCUAGUUCUAAUAUUGCAAGCAGUAAAUCAAGUACAUCAACUUUUUCUAAAGAAACAAACCAUAUGAGUAAUUCUGGUAGUGAAACAUCAGACAAUAUUGAAGAAGUUCAUACAAGUGAUUUAAAAUUAUCAUUAGAACAACAAAGUUCUGUAAUGGACAGAGAAACAGAAUUACAUACAGAAUAUAAAACAGACAGCACUAGUAAUUAUGAAACACACGUCAAACAAGAAUUAGAAUUUAAUUAUGUUAAUUUACCCUUAAAAAAACGAGCAAUACCAGGAGAAGAUAAUAGCAUUUCAGGAGAAAUGAAAGUAAAGAAACCAAAAUUUGCAAAAAAUAUACAUGAAGCCAAGAAAUUAAUGAAAAUUAGAAAACAAAUAGAGAAACAAAAACUUAAAGAAAAUAAAAAAUUAGAAAAGAAAUUUAUACAAAAAAUAGAACAACCAAUACAAUCAAAUACAGUAAAUAAUGAUAAUUUCGAAAGUAUGCCAGAUGAGGAACGUGUUCAAAUAAUAGAAAUACCAGAUGAAGAAUAUGAAGAACCAUAUCCUGAGAAACAUACUAAUCUAACAUUAGAAGAAAGAUCAAUAAUAAUGUUACAAACUGAAGUUGGUACAAAAGAUUUAUUGGAAACACAUUCUAAUCUAAAAUUAAGAUUGUCAGAUAUGGAACUGCGUAUAGAGAAAUCAUUAAUUGAAGCACUUUUGAAUAAAACAGAAGAAGAAUCUGCUCAACAAUCAAGUUCUAAUACUCAGACAAAACUAUCUGAAAAUGAAGAAGUUGAAGACUUACAAAAUAAAGAAUCAUUACCUUCUGCAAUAGAAGAAACAAACAGCAAUUUGAUAAGAGCAGAAAAAAUUAAUGAUUCUAUGGAAACAUGUUCUAAAAAAGAAACACAGCAAGAAACUAGUACAUCUAAAUUAGAAGAAUAUAUAACAUUUCAAGAAUCAAGUAACUAUUUUAGUGUUAAUACCAAUAAAACAGACAUAAAUGAAAAAAAGGAACACCUAAUGUCAAGUAGUACAAGUACAGAAGAUGUAACUUGUUCAAAUAAUAAUAGAAGUAUAGAAAUACCUACAACAUCAAAAUUUAUAAAUGAAGAUGUUUCUCAGAAUGCUCAAAAUAAGAGUCUUUCCAAUUUAAAUAGAUAUGUAACUGAUGGAGACUGCAUUAUAAAAGUUAAAGAGGAACUGCAGGCAAUAGAAUCCACAUCAAUGGAAACUGAAGAUAAUGAAUAUUGUCGUUACUUUAAAGCCGAUAAUGAAAAAUCGGAGAAAUUCUCUAAUUUCUUAGAAUCACUGGAAUUAGUAAAAAAUAGUUCUUUAGAAGACAUAAUAGAGAGUUUAGGAGGACAAGUUGUCUCUUCAAUGCCAAAAGCUAUGGCACCACCUUUACCAAAACGGAAACACUCAUCUAGCCCAUUAACAGAUAUAUUAUUAAAUAAUUCAAAUAAUAACAACGAUGGUCAUAAAAAAGUACUGAAUUUAUCUAAUGAAGAAGCAUUAAAUAAUAUAAAAAAAAGAAAAUUAAUACCUAAAAAACAAAGACUUCAAGCAAAUAUAUGUGCUCCACAAGGACUUUUAAAUGGAGAAAAUUUUGUAAUGCCUUUGAGUCCUGAGAGUGAUGUAUCUGCAACCAGUGAAAAAAUACCUUCUUCAAAUCUAAUUAAAGAAGAUAAAAGCCGGCAUAGAAGCAGUCAGCGUUAUUCAAGUGAUGACUUAUACAAACCACGUCCAUUAUUUUCAAGUUCUUCUCGCAGAAGUAGGAGAUCUAAUCAGGUAUAGCUAGUAAUCUGUAGUUUCAGGUGUUGAAUUGUUUUACUUUAUAUAAUACAAAAAAG
This is a messenger RNA of Eufriesea mexicana, 4160 nucleotides long. Its product is annotated as biorientation of chromosomes in cell division protein 1-like 1. Gene Ontology annotation, cellular component: Set1C/COMPASS complex. The coding region runs from base 97 to 4104 and encodes 1335 amino acids. Gene Ontology annotation, biological process: replication fork processing. The transcript is spliced from 3 exons. Lineage: Eukaryota; Metazoa; Arthropoda; Insecta; Hymenoptera; Apidae. The record is from RefSeq and is a predicted model, not a curated record.